AUGACGGGCAUGCCGUCCUCUAUGUCUCUGCCGCCUGUGCCGGAGGUGGUGCUCCAGGAGCUCCAGACGCCGGAGUUCAGAAUGCCGUCUCUGGUACUGCCGCAGCACUACGCGCUCGAGUUUCAGCCGGACGCGCAGCAGCACAGUUUUGUGGGCUCGGUGUACAUAACGAUGCGCGUACUAGAGACGCCUUCCGUACCUCUUCGCCAUCUUGUCCUUCACGCGCUCGACCUUCGGCUUGAGGCAUCAUCGAUACGCGUCUUUGUUCCCGCCGACCCCUCUAACGCCUUCGAAACCGCCGCCACACAGGCUCACCCGAGUCAUCACCUGGGCAACGAGGCCUCGCGGCAACGACCGUUCAGCAUAGCGAAAGGAAGCUAUGUUGCGUGCCAAGGCCUGGACAGGAUCGACAUCAGUGAGACAGCUCUGCUUGCCUUCGCCGCACCGUUGCCGAGCAAGGUCGGCGACACAUUCGUGCUCAUCAUUGACCGUUUCGACGGCGUCAUUGCGACACCGCCGGCCAUGGAAGGGCUCUUUCAUUCCAACUUCAAGGAUGCCGCCGUGCUGAGCACGCAUCUCGAGCCGACCGGAGCGCGCCGGCUCUACCCCUGCUUUGAUGAGCCAGCGAUUCAAGCCACCUUUCAGCUGUCUGUCAUCGCCACCGCCGCGCAGACGGUGUUGUCGAACACGGAGGUGGAGGCGGACAUAACCGUGGCGGCACUCCCGUACGCCGCGCAGAAGCGACAGGGCACGGUUGAGGACACCAGCAACCGCCGCGGAGAGGCGCCGGAGUCGCCGACGGCCGCCGCCGCACCGUUGCCGCGGCCAGCGCCACCGUGGCAUUGUGUGCGCUUUGCGACAACGCCGCGACUGCACACAUGCAUUGUGGGGUUUCACGUCGGCCGCUUCGCCUUUCUGGAGCAGCGCUCGCGACGCUCCGGUGUGCUGUGUCGUGUGGUGCUCCCGCACACCGAGGCGCGCAGUGGCGGCUGCUUUGCGCUCGACUUAGUCACCAAAGCCGUCGAUUUUUUCGCGGAUUUCUUCCGUGUGCAGCUGCCGCUACAGAAGCUCGAUGUGGUCGGCCUGGAGACGUUUUGCGUGCUUGGCAUGGAGAACUGGGGCAUGGUCAACCUGCUGAAGGACUACCUUGUCGUGACGGAGACGACUCCGCUGGAGCGCCGGCAACGCGUGACGCGGCUCAUCGGCCACGAGAUCUGCCAUCAGUGGUUUGGCGACUGGGUCUCCAUUGAGUGGUGGAACGGUCUGUGGCUGAAAGAAGGCAUGUGCCGCUACCUGGAGUACUUCUUCGUCAACGCCGUCUUCCCUGGCUGGGGACUGUGGAACGAGUUUGUGUGCAACACAAUGAAUGGCGCGCUGCUGGCCGACGCGGACCCGCGCGAGACGCACCCGGUCGACAGCUGCAACCCGGCUCCACGGCGUAUCUACGACUCAUUCGACGCGAUUAGCUACGGCAAAGGGGCGUGCGUGCUGCGGAUGCUCUUUAGCAUCAUCGGCGUGAAGUGGCUGCAGCGUGCGACGCAUCUGCUGAUGGUGCGGUUCGCCGGCCGUGCGAUCAACGCCAAAGACCUCGUUGACUGUAUCCUUGACACGACCAAGGAGCGCUGCAGCGGCGAGGCACAGCUGCAGCACGUCAAAGCGCUUCACGCGUGUCUGCGCAUGGUAGAGACGGUGGGCCACCCCUACCUCUACAUCUACCAGAGGCCGGGCGAGUCUUAUACGAUCACGCAGUACGUGCCUCCGAGCAAAAAGCACGGCCUCCUCGUCGAGUACCUCCAACAGCAGCGCCGCAAGCCCAAUGCACCGGUGAUCGACCUCUUCUCCGCCCCGGUCGGUGCAUCGUUUGAGUGGACGCCGGAGUCGACGCUCAGGCGCGUCACUGCAUCCUUCUCGAUCCCACUGCGCACCGUGGAGUGGACGCCGAGCGGCUGCGCCAAAGCCAGUCUCAUCUUUCUCGAAGAGGCAGAGCACCACUUUGCUUGUCCGACAUCUGCGUCAACGCUGAAAACGACGAGAGACACUCCUUUCACGCCACCGGUAGCGGCACCUGGCCACGCCGGCGUUGAAACGGGAGCGGCGCCGGGAUCGACGGCCUCCUCCACUCCACAGCAGACUUCGUCGCCGUCGCUUCUCUUUGGGGCGCCGGGCUGCACGCGCUACUUCAACCAAGGUGGCAGCGGCUUCUUUCAGUGCGACUACGACGCAGCGACGUGGCGCCGUCUCUUCGAGCUCGUCGCCUUCUUCUCGGAGGAGGACCGCGUGAUCAUCACGAUGCACUUCAUCAACUUUGCCAAGGCGCAGCUGGGCCACCAGCCCGGCGACACCGGCGAUCGCUGCACACUUUUCUUUGAGUGGCUGCUGCGCCUUACCGGCACGCCUGGGGCCAUGAACUCGUUCUUGUGGGAGCUUGUCACCAACGCGCUCACCACGCUGGUGCAGCUUGUGCAGCACUGCUACUGCCACUCGAUCGUGAAGAAGUUUGUGAAUACUCUUUACACGCCUCUGCAGCGGAGCCGUGUGCUGUCGUUCCUCGCCCAAGAGAAGACGAUGUCUUUUCAGAGCUCGAUCCACCUCUCCCGCCAGCUCGUGCUCCGCAUUUUACAGCUGCUGUGUCUGUGCGACAAUCCGGCGGUGGUGGAGGAGGCAGAGGAAACAGCGGAGUGGUCGCUGGGGGCGCUGCUGUCACCCGGCGACUCGCACACCCAUACAUCGAGCAGCAUCUCCACCAGCAUCUGUGGUGCCACCGCAAACGAAGUGUGCGCCGGCGGCGUCACAAACCAGAGCAUGGCGCGCGUGUCGGCCGGCCUAGGGUUCCCCUCUGGCUCAGCUGCAGGCGCAGCCUCGCCGCUCUCUACAAAGAUUCCUACUGCCGGAAACAGCCACCCUCUGCAGUCAGCGACCUCGAUUUCCGUCGCGGGGGCGCUGCCACCGCCCGGUGAGCCGGCGGCGCAGAUAAGCAGAGGGGCAAACUGGUACUCGUGCGGCUCCGUCCUGCUUCCAUCGUCGCCAGUGAAGCUGCUGCGUGUAUCCGACACAUCGAUUUCGGGGUGCGCUGCCUCCUCGAUCACGCGCUCCGUGGCGCUGCUGUCGUCUACCCUAGCGUCCGACCACGGCAGUAGCGGCAAUGUGCUCACUGACUCUUCCUGCAACCCCGCAGGUGACGUGGCCGAGCCAUCUAGCGCGAGGAGCACGAGCUGGCACAGCUACGCGGACCAACGCACCGGCGAAUUCGACGUCGAGGACCCAAGCCACAUUCAGGCCGGCUCGAUCGCGCUGUCGCACCUCGUCACGCAGGGCCGGCUGGAGUACUGGGUGGCGGCCGCAGCAGUCGCGGUGGAGCUACUGCGGCUGGACCGUGACGAGCUGCGCCGUGUGAGCGGGAUGCCGGUCCCAGCGCCACGGAUGGCGAAUGUGAGUCAGGAGCAGCGGCGCAGCAUCCUGCGGCUUGUCCUUCCCCCGGUGUUCGCGCUCGACCAGGAGUCGGCCUUCUCGUUCAUGACAAAGGUGUUCCAUGCGGCGCCGUUUCUGGAGUCGUCUAGUGUGAUGGGGCUCUAUCGCAACUCCCGCUUCUUCGUACACCUGCUGUCAAACCGCCGCCUAGUGAUGGACCGGCGCACCUUAGAGUUUCUUCUCCGCUACGGUGCUGAGGUGUGCGGGAACGGCUACAUCAUCGCACAGCUGAAGCUGCUGGCGCAGGGUGGCCCAUCGGCGCACAGCGCUGCCCGUAUCAGGAGUGUGGAGCAGUACAAGGGCGUCGAGUUCGCCGACAGCGUGGAACCUACGGACUCGUCGUCGUCCACGAAAUUGUCCGCAAACGCCUCCUCUCCGCUGUCCUCUUCGAGCAGUGCGGCUGUGUCGGAGCGAAGCGCGCUGCGCACGCAGUGUCCUGCGGUGGCGGCAGCGUUAGAUUGCAUGGAGUCCAACUGCGUCUGGAUAGACUACUGCUGCAGCCACUACGACCAGUUUUUGCGUGAGCAGCUUCACCGAAAGGGGUGGCAGGCGGUGCACGAUGAGAGUAGUGCGGCGGUGCAGUUGCCCACACCCUUGGCGAACAAGAGCUGCACCCACUCCGAAUCCCGCGGCGGUAUCAGCAUCUGA
Molecule: messenger RNA, 4116 nt
Organism: Leishmania major strain Friedlin
Lineage: Eukaryota; Euglenozoa; Kinetoplastea; Trypanosomatida; Trypanosomatidae
Product: puromycin-sensitive aminopeptidase-like protein
Exons: 1
Coding region: 1-4116 (1371 amino acids)
Biological process (GO): peptide catabolic process; proteolysis
Cellular component (GO): cytoplasm
Molecular function (GO): peptide binding; zinc ion binding; metalloaminopeptidase activity
Source: RefSeq, a predicted model, not a curated record